Molecule: messenger RNA, 714 nt
Organism: Aspergillus lentulus
Lineage: Eukaryota; Fungi; Ascomycota; Eurotiomycetes; Eurotiales; Aspergillaceae
Source: RefSeq, a predicted model, not a curated record
AUGAAAGUUACCCAUAGAGACUACACGGUCGCGUGGAUCUGCGCAUUGCCAUUGGAAUUACGGGCUGCAAAGGCCGUGCUAGAUGAAGUUCAUCCUUCUCUGCCUCAAGUAAACUCCGACCAUAAUAACUACACACUUGGCAAAAUCAGUGGUCACAAUGUGGCUGUGGCUUGUUUGCCAUCCGGUGUCUAUGGAAAGGUAUCUGCUUCAACUGUGGUAUCUCAGAUGCUGUCCACCUUUCCGGAAAUUCGGUUUGGCUUGAUGGUUGGCAUUGGUGGCGGAGUUCCCAGCACUGGAGUCGAUGUUCGCCUUGGUGAUGUUGUGAUCAGCAAGCCAAUCGGCUGCUCAGGCGGUGUUGUCCAAUAUGACUAUGGCAAGACUCUCCGUGAUGGGAAAUCCCAGCAUAAUGGCUCACUUAAUAAACCCCGUCCCAUCUUGUUAACCGCCCUUGCGCAAAUGGAGAGCGACAGUAUAUCACGAAGACACCAAAACCAGUUAGUAAACCGUGAACCCCGGGAAACCAGCAUGCCCGAUUUCCAUUACGGUUUGAUUGCCUCCGGUGAUCAGGUUAUGAAAAAUGCCAAAAUUAGAGACGCUAUUGCGCAAGAGUCGAAUUUGCUCUGUUUUGAAAUGGAAGCUGCCGGGUUCAUGGAUCAACUCCAGCCUCUUGUGAUCCGAGGAAUAUGCGACUAUUGCGACUCCCUCUCUCGCUAG